Coccomyxa subellipsoidea C-169 is the source of this 201-nucleotide messenger RNA. RefSeq lists its product as hypothetical. Gene Ontology annotation, molecular function: DNA binding; DNA-binding transcription factor activity. The transcript is spliced from 2 exons. Gene Ontology annotation, biological process: regulation of DNA-templated transcription. The record is from RefSeq and is a predicted model, not a curated record. The annotation marks the transcript as partial. NCBI's taxonomy places the organism in Eukaryota, Viridiplantae, Chlorophyta, Trebouxiophyceae, Coccomyxaceae.
AUGAAGCUGCCGAGGCCGGAGGGCAUCGCCCGCUGCCCGCGCUGCGACAGCGAGGACACCAAGUUCUGCUACUACAACAACUACAACGUCAAGCAGCCCAGAUACUUCUGCAAGGCGUGCCAGCGGUACUGGACGGCGGGGGGCACGCUGCGCAACGUGCCUGUGGGAGCCGGGCGGCGCAAGAACAAGAACGCGGCGGCA